AUGGGGACAGCGACCCAGCAAACCCUCAUCGCUUUACUCUCCAUAGCGGCAGUGGUUGCCAAGGCAGAAGACACCUGCCCAGAGGUGAGGAUAGUGGGACUCAGUGGUUCCGAUAAACUCGCUGUUCUCCAAGGAUGCCCUGGCAUGGCUGGUGCCGCAGGACCCAAAGGUGACCCAGGAGCUGCAGGACUGAAAGGUGUUCGGGGAACACAGGGAAUCCCUGGGAAGGCAGGGCCACAGGGGCUGAAAGGGGACAGAGGUGUUGCUGGUCCCCCAGGUCCAAAAGGUGAUAAAGGAUCUCCUGGAGCACCCGGAACACUAGGAGAGCGAGAGCUGGACAGCGUACAGUGUAAGAAAGGAGCAAAAAACUGCAAGGAGCUGUUAGCUAGAGGGAACACCCUGAGCGGCUGGUACACCAUCUACCCGCAUGACUGUAAUGCCAUGACCGUGCUGUGUGACAUGGACACCGAUGGGGGGGGAUGGAUUGUUUUCCAAAAACGGGUAGAUGGUUCCGUGGAUUUUUUCCGUGACUGGGGUUCAUACAAGAGAGGUUUCGGCAGCCAGCUGUCAGAAUUCUGGCUGGGGAAUGACAAUAUCCACCUGCUGACAUCCCUUGGAAACCAUGAACUCCACAUUGACCUCAAAGACUUUGAAAACAACACGCAGUUUGCCAAGUACAAGUCAUUCAAGAUUGCAGGAGAGACGGAGAAAUACAAACUGGUUCUUGGAGACUUUCUUGGAGGCACUGCAGGUGAUUCACUAACCUCGCACAAGGACAUGCCGUUUUCAACCAGAGACCAUGACAACGACCUGGGCUCAAACGCUCGAAACUGUGCUGCAAUCUACAAGGGGGCCUGGUGGUACAAGGACUGUCAUUGGUCCAACCUGAAUGGGAUGUACUUGACUGGUGCCCACGCCAGCUUUGCAGAUGGGGUGAACUGGAGGACGGGCAAAGGAUAUAAUUAUUCCUACAAACAAUCAGAAAUGAAAUUUAGGCCUGUCUAG
Emys orbicularis (European pond turtle) is the source of this 1005-nucleotide messenger RNA. Its product is annotated as ficolin-2-like. The coding region runs from base 1 to 1005 and encodes 334 amino acids. NCBI's taxonomy places the organism in Eukaryota, Metazoa, Chordata, Testudines, Emydidae. Gene Ontology annotation, biological process: complement activation, lectin pathway. Gene Ontology annotation, molecular function: signaling receptor binding; antigen binding; carbohydrate derivative binding. The transcript is spliced from 10 exons. The record is from RefSeq and is a predicted model, not a curated record.